Messenger RNA from Macrosiphum euphorbiae (potato aphid), 1473 nucleotides. The record is from the annotation of a GenBank genome assembly. NCBI's taxonomy places the organism in Eukaryota, Metazoa, Arthropoda, Insecta, Hemiptera, Aphididae.
AUGAGCAAUCGAAUGUGUUGUGUCGUGGACUGCCAUAAUACUUAUAAAAAUACGAAAGGCAAAGGUGUGAUGUUUUAUACUUUCCCAAGUAAAAAACAUGAACAACACAUCAAAAAACUUUGGCUUCAAGCUAUUAGGCGUGUUACUGAAAAUGGUGAUGCAUGGGAGCCAAUUCGAAGCAGUCUAAUUUGCAGUACUCAUUUUGUUGACAAUAAGUGUUCAAAAGACCCAAAGAGUCCUUCUUUUAUUCCUACAAUAUUCCCAGGAAUAUACAAAAAAAUAUCAUUAAACCAUCAUCAACAAACAGCUAGGUAUAAGCGAACUUGUAUCCGCCAAGAAAAUAAUGUCACUAUUGUUACUAAUAAUAUUGACACUAUUGAACCUUACAUAAGUAAUGAUAAUAUAAAAUCUGUUCGUAAUGCUAGCACUCAAGUAGCUUUUGAAGUUAAUGGCAUUGAUUUAUUCACUUUUGAUUGUUGUUUCAUUGAUAGCAAUAAUGCUAAGACACAAGUUUCUAUGCCAUAUAAAUUGAAUUAUCUUGUAAGGCCUAAAACUAGAGAUCAGUCUUGUGGUCUAGACACUCCAUAUCAAUCAAUACCUAGAUUAAAACCUAUAUCCUCGCCUAAAUCUUUUUGUAGCUAUGAAUCUGUUAUGAAUGAAUCACAUCUAGAGAGUUUAACAGGGACAUCAUUUCAAGUUUUUAAAAUAUUACUGAAAUUCAUUCCAAAAUCAUCAGAUAAAACUGUAACAAGAGAAAACAGACUAUUUAUGUUUUUAAUGAUAAUUAAACUUAAUAUAUCAUAUUCAGCUCUAAGUGCAUUUUUUAACAUAAGUCCUUCAACAGUUACUAGAAUAUUUUAUGAUUGUUUACAUUCUUUGUCAAUUAAAAUUAAUCACUUCCUUUUUUGGCCAGAUAAAAGUUCUAUUUCAACAGCAGAAUCAUUAAAAAUAAAUGAUCCUAAUUUCCGAUAUUUUAUUGGUUCUACAGAAAUAAAAACUGAACAACCUGAUACAGUAGAGCAAAGGGUAUUUUUGUACUCUAGGUACGAAGGUUGUUACACUAUUAAAUUUUUAGUGGUAAUAACACCAAAUGGUAUAAUACGUUUUGUAUCUAGUUGCUAUGGAGGAAGUAAAAGUGAUUCUCUAAUUACAAAUGAUAGUGGUAUCCUUUUAGAAUUUGAAUCGGGAGAUAUUGUAUAUGCUCAUGAGAGAUUUCUUAGUACUGAAGCUUCUUGUGAAAAUUCUAACGGCGAUUUAGUAAUUUCUCCCAUUUUGCACCAUGACAGGUUCACUGGAGAUGAAGUUAUGGAAACCCGUGAUACUAUAAAUAGUGAGAUUGAGAGAGUGUUUUCUAGGCUUAAAACACAUGGUAUACUAAAUAAAAUAUCGAUUGAAUUAAUGCCAGUAAUUGAUAAAGUUAUUCAAAUUUGUUGUGUAUUAACUAAUCUUCAAUUACUAACAUUAAAGGAAUAA